AACCUCCCGCCGGGCCAGCCCGGGCUGCCUUACGUCGGCGAGACGCUCGACUUCAUCUCCUCCGGAUGGAAAGGUUGCCCGGAGAAGUUCGUGAAUGACCGCGUCACCAAGUUCUCCUCCGAUGUCUUUAAGACCAACACUGUCGGGAAUCCCCCCGUGGUCCUGGCCAGAGCUGCCGGGAACAAGUUCCUAUUCUCCAACGAGAACAAGCUGGUGGUGGCCUGGUGGCCGGACUCCGUCAAAAAGAUCUUCCCUUCACGCAGAACAACUCCUCGCUCCAUGAGUCCCGCCGGAUGCGGAAGCUCCUCCCCCACUUCCUCAAGUUCAACCCACAAAAGCGGGCAGUACUUCUCCGAGCCAGAGAGGUUCGACCCAAGCAGGUACGAAGGCGGCGGCCCGCCUCCCUACACGUUCGUUCCGUUCGGUGGCGGCCCUAGGAUAUGCCUUGUGAAGGAAUACGCUCAGCUGGAGAUCCUGGUGUUCAUGCACCAUUUGGUGGAGCGGUUCAGGUUCCAGAAGCUGAUUCCUGACGAGAAGAUUGUGGUGGAUCCGAUGCUCAUCCCGGCUAAAGGCCUCCUUGUGCGUCUCUUUCCUCACAAGGGGUAG
Linum tenue is the source of this 606-nucleotide messenger RNA. The record is from the annotation of a GenBank genome assembly. Lineage: Eukaryota; Viridiplantae; Streptophyta; Magnoliopsida; Malpighiales; Linaceae.